UCGGGCGCGAGCAGCAUGGCCGACGACGAGCCCCCCCUGCCGCCCGCGUCCCCGCGCGCCCCAUCGCGCCUCCGCCGCACGCUAAACUCGCUUCGCUCGCCGUUCCGCUCCGGGUCGCCCUUCCACAUCGGCUCGAUCAAGCGCUCCGGCUCCACUAAAUCCUUCGCCUCAGACGGCGAGAUCGCGCGCGACGAACGCACGAUGCGUAAACGGAACAAGAAGCAACGCGACGCGGCCUCCGACGCGUCCCGCAGCACCGACAGCUCGCCGAGCAUCGACAAGAAGAAAAAGGACACCGGCGGCAGUUUUAUACGCAGAAUGGGGAGUAUCGGCAAGCGGCGGACGGAAGUCGGGGAGGGAUCGAGCCCCCCGCCGCAGCCUGAAACCGCAGAGUCGACGAUCGAGGGCCCGCCGACGCCGCCUCCCGAGACAGAUGCACCGCCGCCGGAGACCCAGGACGCCGCGGUGGCCCCGCCAGUCAGCCCGAUCGCAGUCGAGCACCCGGUCGCGACGCGCCCCUUCACGAAAGCCGCGUGGAAGAAGCGCAGCAGCGAGCCGGAAAUGGAAAAGCCGGUGGAGGAGCCGAGCCCCGAGAGCGCGCUGAAGCGGCGGAUCGCGUUCGUCGCUCAGGCGUCGGCGUGCUUCUCGGAGGACCACGACGAUGGUGAAGAGGGGGUAGGAAGAGGGGAGGUGGGGUCGCUGGAGGAGGCGGUGGCGCUGGCCCGCGUGCGGCUCGCAGUGCAGUCGCCGCCCUCGCCGGCGCACUCGCGCGACGACGACACCGAAGAGGAGGGGUACACGGACGCGAUGCCCGCUUACGGAGACCUGAUCGAGCCGGAGAGCAAGGCUGGGCCGGAGCCGGCGCCGUCCAACGCCUCGCCCAGUGCGGAGAGGAGGGAGCACCUAUACAAGAUCCUGGUCAUCGGGGAGCUAGGGACCGGGAAGACAUCCAUCAUCAAGCGAUAUGUACACCAGUUCUUCAGCCAGCACUACCGUGCUACCAUCGGAGUGGACUUCGCACUCAAAGUGCUGAACUGGGACGCGAAUACGAUUAUACGACUGCAACUAUGGGAUAUUGCUGGCCAAGAGCGUUUCGGCAAUAUGACCAGGGUGUACUACAAAGAGGCCGUGGGCGCGUUCAUAGUGUUCGACGUGUCCAGGGUCGCCACCUUCGACGCGGUGGUCAAAUGGAAGAACGACCUCGACACCAAGGUCCAGCUGCCUGACGGGUCGCCUAUACCGUGCAUACUGCUCGCGAAUAAGUGUGACCAACAGAAGGAAGGCCUGGUGAACUCGCCAGCAAAGAUGGAUGAGUACUGCCGGGAGAAAGGUUUCGCCGGCUGGUUCGAGACCUCGGCUAAAGAGAACAUUAAUAUCGAAGAGGCUGCUCGCUCAUUAGUUAAUAAGAUCCUCCUAAACGACAAGCUCCUGCAGAGUAGCGACAGCAAAGACGCGGACCGUUUCGGGCUCGAGCACAAGAUCGCGAACGGGGAGAAUUCGCGCGCGAGCGCGAAUAAGUCGUGCGCGUGCUGACCUUCCCGAAUGUUCGCACGCUUUGCAUUCCAUAUUUGAAUUUGAAAGUGUAAAGGUAAAAAGGAAUAUCCUUUUUGGCACGGUUUAAAAAGAGUUUGACGAUUGAUAUUUUUAGUUCUUUUUACUUGUUUUUUUCUCAUAGGUAAUUUUUAUUUUGCAAUUUAAUUGUCUACAUUCUACUAUUACUCACUAGGAAUGCCUAGCAUGAGAAAAAGAGUUGAAAGGUUUUAAAUAUCUUUUUUGUCGAGAUAGUUUUUUUUUAGAGUUUUUCAUCUUGAUAGACG
Messenger RNA from Ostrinia furnacalis (Asian corn borer), 1817 nucleotides. It is a transcript of the gene Rab32, whose product is annotated as RAS oncogene family member Rab32. Lineage: Eukaryota; Metazoa; Arthropoda; Insecta; Lepidoptera; Crambidae. Bases 16 to 1533 code for a protein of 505 amino acids. Gene Ontology annotation, biological process: phagosome-lysosome fusion; endosome to lysosome transport. Gene Ontology annotation, molecular function: GTPase activity; GTP binding. Gene Ontology annotation, cellular component: lysosome; Golgi apparatus; trans-Golgi network. The record is from RefSeq and is a predicted model, not a curated record. The transcript has 5 exons.